GGCUUUCCAAUUGCGAAUUUCAAAUCAUUUCCAUUUUGGCGGCUCCAGGUUUCAGACUCUAUCUCUAUUCCGAAAAGUUGUUCUUGUGUGGUUGAUAAGAAACUUCAGCAGCAUCAUCAGCGUCAUGUCCACACCCGUCGGUCCGGAGCCCAGCAGCCUGAUCUGCCCCAGCUGCCGCCAGAACGUGACCACGCGCACCGAGCCAAAGGCCUCGACCAAGACGCACUUGAUUGCGCUGAUCAUGUGUCUGACCUGCCUCUUUCCCUGCGCCUGCUGUCUGUACUGCACCGAAUGUGCUCGCAACACGGCACACUUCUGCCCCUCCUGCAACGCUUAUAUUGGAUCCUACGAGCGUUGAGCCCUGCCCUGCAUUCCCUGUUCUGCUGCCCAGCAGCCCUGCCGGAAUGCUGCGCUAUUUUUCUUUAUCGCAAUAGUAUUUUUGUAUAUGUCGUUGCCU
This is a messenger RNA of Drosophila obscura, 457 nucleotides long. Its product is annotated as lipopolysaccharide-induced tumor necrosis factor-alpha factor homolog. Bases 125 to 358 code for a protein of 77 amino acids. NCBI's taxonomy places the organism in Eukaryota, Metazoa, Arthropoda, Insecta, Diptera, Drosophilidae. The transcript is spliced from 3 exons. The record is from RefSeq and is a predicted model, not a curated record. Gene Ontology annotation, molecular function: zinc ion binding.